AUGGGUGGCUUCGAGGACUCCAACGGUUUCUUUGCCGAUCUCAUGAAAAACUACCAACAAGAUCUUGGGGCCAACUUCAAGCUGGAUAUGGAUCGGUCCGAUGAAAUCCCCAAAGAAGUGGUCUGCCUACUGCCUUCCAACAAUGGCAUGGGGGUUUUUGACUCCUGCAGUUCCGCGGUUCCAACCAACGAGACUGGCCUUCCUGUUUCCAGUGAUCACUUCCCUACGGAGGCUGAUGACGACGACUUCAUGUCCAAUUUUCCGAUCAGUGCGCGUGAUUACACUACAGAGGAACAGUUCGACCAGGCACUGAUGCUACUUGGUCCGCAGUCAGAUUCUGAAUCCCAAGACGAGACCUCGUCACAAUACCUAAGCAAUUUGGUAAAAAGUUCUUCACCGAAAAUGGAGGAAGCAGAGCAGAAACCUACGCAACGCCUCUCGCCUGCUGAGCAACAAAUGGAACGAUCUCCAGUGGCUUUGGCUGUAAUAAAAUGUGACAACGAGACUUCCUCUGCAUCUCUCAGUCAGUCACCUAUUCUUGCGAGUUUGGCCGCUGAUUCUGGAGGGGAAAAUCUGCAAGAUCCUUCUUGGCUUCCUGUUUUGACGACGAAUAACAGUAGCGUCAUUGAAGGGAACACUCAGCAGUCUGGAGAAGCUACGCUACCCAUGCACGAUGAAGUCGAGCAGGUGCAUCCCACACAUAGUCCCUCGCCGUCGGUUCUUAAGAUGGGGAUGACUGAGGAUGUCGAACACGUAGCCGGAGAAGACGUUACUUCUGCUGAAUUACACACGGCAUGUGAUGAUGAUGUUCUGAAUGAUGAUUCGGGAAGCGAACUCGACUUUCUUCCCAGUCAUGACGAAAAACUGCUAUUCCGUCUUUCUGAUGAUCAUCUGAGUUUUGAUAGAUUGCCCUCCUGCUCCAGCGAAACUGAAGAGGCCCAAAUUGAAGCAGACCCUGAUCCCGGAACUGAACAGACCCAAACUGAAGCAGACCCUGUCGCAGAGGUGUCAUCGAAAAGUACUAGAUAUCUUAGCGACAGGUCAACUUCCAGCUCUGGCAAUACUUCUGUUAAGUCGUCAAAACUAGACGUGAGGCAUUCACCGAGGACAGCAAAUUUGGGCGCGGGCCGUCCGAAAAAGACAGAUCCAUCGAUUCGUUCCUCUGCGUCCUCCCAUUCUCAGCAGUCUACAACUUACCUCCGACGCAGAAGUAAUGGUAGUGCCGAAAACUCUAAGGCCAGAGAAGAUUUAAGUGGCACCCCUCAGCGCAACUCUACUUCGGGCGGCACAACCGAUGCUCCGGCCUCGGAGGAGACCCAGCCUGCUAGUCAGGCAACUGUCCUGACCGAGAACAGCAGGGUAGAUUCCACGGACGCUUCUUGGGGCACAGAGUCCUUGCCGCUUUCUGAGAACCCUCGGGAUACCAACGAAGCCGCAAAGAACCAGUCGGAAGAGUUUGAACCUGUCGUUCGUUUCUUGGGUUCUCCGACGUCUGCAAAGCGAUCUCCACAGUGCUCGUUUACCAGCCCACAGGUAGAGGCGUUCUUUGAAGGGAGCCAAAGUAGCAAGUCUUCUGAAUGUGUACCGGGAAGUACUGCGUCAACACCAAUCGAAGCAAGAAGUCUAUGGACAAUGCUGACAACCUCCAGGCCCACGUCUUUUGGGUAUGUUUUCUCCCAGUGA
This is a messenger RNA of Dibothriocephalus latus, 1683 nucleotides long. The record is from the annotation of a GenBank genome assembly. NCBI's taxonomy places the organism in Eukaryota, Metazoa, Platyhelminthes, Cestoda, Diphyllobothriidea, Diphyllobothriidae.